AUCAGCGCCGUUCACGCGCCUCUACAUUGUACGUAGGCGUGUUGCGCGUGAAGCGUCGGUCGAAGUGUAAUGUUUGUGGGAAAAGUGUGGCGCUUUAAAUGAAGGCAUUGUUUUUGUUAGUCGUUCAGUCAGAGAUCAUUUACAUGUUUAUCGGCGGUUAAGUUCUAAACAAAGCAGUUGAGCAGGUGAGGAGGAAGUCAAAGGAAGAAACUAAAGUUGGAGUGAUUUCCUCUCGUAGCACAGGUGAGAAACUCUUGAGUUUUAACAGCACAGAAGAGCAGCCAACAGCCCGGGAGAGCAUGUGGCGAAAUGAGAUGUAUGAAUCUGUCCCUACAGAUGUGAAGGGGCUUGAUGAAGACAACUAUAAAGGCCACAGGGACUCAGAAUACCCUCAGCAUGAUUCUCCUCUCUGGAACACUCAGAAGAGCGAUGAGGGACCACCGCACUCAAAACAGAUGCCGUACUUUCAGGAUGGCAAAAGGCGCGUUGAUUAUGUCCUCACCUACCAUUUCGAGAAGCCCGAUAGCACUCACAAGCAGUCCUCCCACUCCUGCUUGAGGAGCUUUUGUUGCAGGUGCAAACGCAAUCGGGCCAAAGCGUCCGCUCAAGAGGAUCCUGAACUCGCAGCCCAGGAGCAAAGACUUGAUUACCAUGAUGAUGACCAGCGCCUCCGGAGGGAGGAGUAUGAGGAGAACCUGCGUCUGAUGGGCCUUGAGAUGGAGAAAGAUGAAGGGACUAAAAUCCCAGGUGUGGGCUUUUUGAAGAUCCAUGCCCCUUGGGAAGUCCUUUGUCGCGAGGCAGAGUUUAUGAAGCUCAAAAUGCCAACCAUAAAGAAAUUUAAUGUAGGUCCGGCAAACACCAUUGUAGAGAAGAUCCACAUGUUUAUGCACAAAGUCACGGCACCCUUACGACCUAAAGUUGGGAACAGCGAGGUAGAAAAUGAGAAACACCUUUCGUACCCGUUCUCACGAGAAAAACAACAUCUCUUUGAUUUGUCGGACCGAAAUUCCUUUUUUGACAGCAAAACCAGGAGCUCAAUAGUGUAUGAGAUUUUAAAACGAACAAAGUGCAGACGGGCCAAAUAUAUCAUGGGUAUCAGCAGUCUGCUGGGUAGUGGUAUCUACACUGCAGCAUACCCGUUACAUGACGGAGAUAUGGAUGAUCCCAAUGGUGAACCAAAUGACAGAAAGGUCUUGUAUGAGGAGUGGGCGAGUUACAGCAUGUUCUACAAGUACCAGCCCCUUGGAUUGAUCAGGAAGUAUUUUGGUGAAAAAGUGGGCCUGUACUUCGCCUGGCUGGGUGUGUAUACACAGAUGCUAAUCCCAGCCGCAAUUGUGGGUGUUAUUGUGUUCUUAUAUGGCUGUGUCACUGUGGAUGACGACAUCCCCAGCAUGGAGAUCUGUGAUGAAAGAAACAACAUCACCAUGUGCCCCAUGUGUGACCGAGUGUGCAGCUACUGGGAACUGUCCACUGCCUGCGGCACGGCCCGGGCCAGCCACCUGUUCGACAAUGCGGCCACCGUCUUCUUCUCCAUCUUUAUGGCACUGUGGGCCACCAUGUUCAUGGAACACUGGAAAAGACGACAAAUGAGACUCAAUUACAUUUGGGAUCUGACCGGCUUUGAAGACGGAGGGAGUCAGCCGAGAGCCGAGUAUGAGUUCCGUGUGAUGAAGAAGAGCAUGAAGAAGGAGCCGGCCCCAAAGGGAGUAAAAGAGAAACUGACAUGUACAGACAGAAUCCCAGCAUAUAUGACUAUUAUCAUCAUGAUGACUUUUUUGAUCUUUGUUACGUUGGCCAUCGUGUUUGGCGUGGUGCUGUACAGGAUCUCCAUUAAGACUGCCCUGCACAUGAGCUCCACAACCACGUUCAGAACUAACGUACGAGCCACUGUGAAAACCACCGCGGCCCUCAUCAACCUCAUCAUCAUCAUCAUCAUGGACGAGAUCUACGGAGCGAUCGCCCGCUGGCUCACAAUUCUCGAGGUGCCAAAAACUGACAAAAGUUUUGAGGAAAGGCUGAUCUUCAAGGCGUUCGUCUUGAAGUUUGCGAACGCAUUUACCCCUAUUGUGUACCUGGCGUUCUUCAGAGGCAGGCUGAUUGGACGUCCAGGCAAAUACAUUUACGUUCUGGGCAAUUUCCGUAUGGAAGAGUGCGCUCAUGCCGGAUGUCUGAUGGAGUUAUGUAUUCAGCUUUGCAUUACCAUGCUAGGAAAGCAGCUCAUCCAGAACAACCUGUUUGAGAUUGGCCUACCUAAACUGAAGAAAUAUUUCCGACAACGCAAGAUGGACAAGAAGCAGCAGGAAGAGCUAAACAAAACGCUUCAGCGUCACGAGAAGGACCACUUCCUAGGGCCCUUUGUCGGACUCAACCCGGAGUAUAUGGAAAUGAUCAUCCAGUUUGGGAUGGUGACCUUAUUUGUGGCUUCUUUUCCACUGGCCCCUCUUUUUGCUCUUCUCAAUAACGUCAUUGAGAUCCGCCUUGACGCCAAAAAGUUCGUCACUGAGCUGAGAAGACCCAUCGCCGUCAGAGCCAAAGACAUCGGAAUCUGGUACAAUCUUCUGAGAGGUCUGAGUAAAGUGGCCGUCAUUGUUAAUGCGUUUGUUAUCGCAUUCACAUCUGACUUCAUUCCACGCCUGGUUUAUCAGUACAUGUAUAGUCCAGAUGGGACUCUGCAUGGCUUUGUCAACCACACCCUCUCAUCUUUCAAUGUAAGUCACUUCCAGUCUGACACAGAACCCUUGGAGCCUUUUAACCUGGGCUACAAAGUGGACAUUUGCAGAUAUAAAGAUUACAGGGAUCCUCCAUGGUCUGACACACCGUAUGAGUUCUCAAGAGAAUUCUGGGCCAUUCUGGCAGCCCGGCUAGCAUUCGUCAUCGUCUUUCAGAAUGUGGUAAUGCUGAUGAGCGACUUUGUGGAUUGGCUAAUCCCAGACAUUCCCAAGGACAUAACCGUACAGAUACACAAGGAGAGGAACCUCGUGGUAGAGUUAUUCAUGAAGGAGGAACACGGCAAGAAGUUGAGGAACACAUUCAAUGAUCCGAGCCCUCAGCAACUUCGCUCCCGUCCCAGCUCACAGGCAUAGCCCAUAAUCACUCCGAUUAGCCGGAAUACCGUCCAGUCCGGAGUCUGUUUUAAACUCCAGCCGGCUCCUGGUGAAUCAUCCAAAUGCCAACCUGGCAACGUGGAAAGGGUGCGGAAGAGUUACGGGAGGACCGCCGCUCCCCCUAUAGGACCAACGUGGUUUCUUGGAAUGUUACAUUGACUGCUUACACGACAGGAAGGAGUCAAAAAUGAAAUUUUGUCUGUUACUGAAUUAAACGCAGGUUUUUUCUAUUUGCGAUAUGCAAUUUUUGCAGGUAGGGUUAUUUGGAGCUUGAGGGUCUGUAUUCUUGUUUUCUGUUUUAACUGAUUACUAUCGUAUGUAAGUUUUGCUGCUUUGGCUAAUGAGCAUUUUAUUUAAAACAAAGCUUUUAUAUUGACUUUUAACAUGUAAGUUUUUGAGAUAUGAACCUUGAUCUGACUUUAAAGUGCUUUUUAAGAGUAGACAUUUCAUUCAGGUUAAUUCUAGUUAAGAGAUUAAAACAAUGCUAUUUAUUUAAAACAUAACUAAAGUUGUUCUCUAUAUAUAAUAAAAUAUAUCAAAGUAAGGAAUUUUAUCUAUACAAAACAAGUAAAAUGCAAACAUAAAAUACUGUAAAAGCUAAUAAAACAUCAUCACUUGAAGUAGUCUAUAGUUUAAUCUAGUUAGUACAUGUGAUGGUGGUGUUUUUGCGAAGGGAUAUAAACUUGUUUAGUGCACAUUUUUGGUUUUUAGGU
Misgurnus anguillicaudatus (oriental weatherfish) is the source of this 3817-nucleotide messenger RNA. Lineage: Eukaryota; Metazoa; Chordata; Actinopteri; Cypriniformes; Cobitidae. The record is from RefSeq and is a predicted model, not a curated record.